UAUCCUCCAAUGAACUCCCCAACAUAUCAACGUCAGGUUCGCCGGCAGCCAGAGACACCGAAUCGCACAGAGGUGGAGCUAUGAGAGAGACAGAGAACACCGCGUCGCGGUCGCUGUCGAGGAAUACACUAUCGCAAGUCAUCCACUCUCGUAGCUGUCAACUUCUCCAGCCGCCAUAGACGUCAGAUCUCGCAGAGGUGGAACCAUGAGCGUGAAGGAGGACAGAAUGCCGCGAACAUUGCUGGAGAAUCCGCUCUUUCGAGCUCGCGCAGAAGCGGAACCGUCUCGCGUGAUGGAGAACAGUGUGCCGCGGACAUUGCUGCUGAACCCGCUCGUUCGAGCUUACCGAGGAGGAUACCUCGCAAUUCAAUGUCCUCAUCGUUGUCAUCUUCGAUGACCCGGAAGCGGAGCACGGGGUGGACGAAUCACGAAUAGGAGACAAUCGGCGCCGGGCAUCGAAGAGGGAGACGUUAGGGCUUUUUUUGGAAAGUUCAUGUAGUUGGUAGGGACGAUCUCAGUAAUUUUAACAAAUGAGAGGUUUAUGAUAUAGUUCAUCUGUGGGGAUUUCCGGAAAAUGGGCAUUGCCGAAAAUUAGCAGCGAAUUCUGCCUUGUUUAAAACUCACACUCUCUCUCAUGUUUCUUUUUCCCACUGCAGCCGCCUGCGUCCUCCCCUCUCCCUCUCUCCUGAAUUUUCGCCACAGGGCUUCACGGCGCCCCGUCCUUCAUCGUCGACGCCUCGUCCUUAGCAAUCUCUGUCUCCGGCGACUCCGUCCGCGAGACCUUCCUUUCUCCGCUGGAUCUGUCGCUGCCGCCAGUCGCCCUAGCUGCUGCUCUUAACCUAAAUUCCGUCCGAUUAUCUGUCGCACAUGCAGCAACAGAGAAGAUCUGAACCCAUCGGGUGAGCAGAACAGGGCAUUUUUUUCUCACGCACAUCAGAUGCCCGGUGAAAGUUCACAUCGCUCUAAGUUUGUUUGAAUGGCUAAUAGCAAGUACGAGUAUGUGAAGAAGUUUGAAGCUGACGACAGAUUGCCUCCUUCCAAUUGGAUUGUUGUCAGAAUUGAUGGUUGUCAUUUUCACAGGUUUUCUGCAGAACAUGCAUUUGAAAAGCCCAAUGAUGAGAAUGCCUUAAACUUAAUGAAUGUGUGUGCUGUUUCGAUGCUAGAACAAUUUCCAGAAAUUGUGUUCGCUUAUGGUGUCAGUGAUGAAUACAGUUUUAUAUGGAGGGAAAACACUCAAUUUUACCAAAGACGAGCAAGCAAAUUGCUUUCACACUGUGUAUCCUAUUUCACAUCUAUGUAUGUGAUGAAAUGGAAGGAAUUCUUUCCCCACAAGGAGCUGAAAGGACCCCCAUAUUUUGAUGGACGAGUUGUAUGUUACCCAAGAGCAAAAAUGAUCAGAGACUAUCUGGCAUGGAGGCAGGUUGACUGUCACAUCAACAAUCAAUACAAUACAUGUUUUUGGAUGUUGGUUAAGUCAGGAAAGACACAAAAGGAAGCACAAGAAUAUCUCAAGGGCACGCAAGCAAAAGAUAAGAAUGAGCUGCUUUUUCAACAGUUCAAUAUUAAUUAUGAUAAGCUACCUCAAAUGUUCCGAAAAGGAUCUUGUAUUUAUAGAGAAAAGGUGGAAGAAAUAGUGAAGGAAGAUGGCAAUGCCAAUGGCGUCACGAGAACUCGAAACAAAGUGGUUCUGGGGCACAUGGACAUUAUAGGCCCCAAUUUUUGGAUCCAACACCCUUAUAUUCUCCAAGAGGAUUAGUGCUAAAAAAAUUAACAGAAUUGAACCUGCAAGACAUUUUUAUGACCAAUUUGUUUGGUAUGCAUCAUGAUUUUAAGGAGUAGCUGAAUGCUGCUCUGCAGUUUAGACGGAUUUGAUGCAGAUCAAGUGGUUGCAUAUCAGUUGAAAAAAGAAUUUAUAGUUGAUCCAUUCAAAUCUGUUCAGAUUAAAGAGAUUUAAAAUCCUAAGGUACCCCUUUUGGUUAUUUAAAAUUUGUAAUUGUCUGCAGAUUAGCUUGCUUAUUUAAAAUCUGCCAGAUUAGCUUAUCACGUUUGAGAAGUUGUAGAUUGUUUAUUUGUUCUUUGCAGGAUAGCGUUUUCCAUACUUUUUAGCCUGCUGCUUUGCUUACUAUAAAAAAUGUUUGUUGAUUAAACAUGGAGACUUUCCAAUUCAUUUAUAUAUUAUAUUUGAAAGAAUA
This is a messenger RNA of Zingiber officinale, 2192 nucleotides long. RefSeq names its product tRNA(His) guanylyltransferase 2-like. Gene Ontology annotation, molecular function: magnesium ion binding; tRNA guanylyltransferase activity. Gene Ontology annotation, biological process: tRNA modification. The record is from RefSeq and is a predicted model, not a curated record. The transcript is spliced from 8 exons. The coding region runs from base 977 to 1756 and encodes 259 amino acids. NCBI's taxonomy places the organism in Eukaryota, Viridiplantae, Streptophyta, Magnoliopsida, Zingiberales, Zingiberaceae.